AUGCCGUCUCCGAAUAUCCCCUCUGACCAAUUCGACAGCAUUCCCUCGUGCAUCGAGGCUUUCCGCAAUGGCGAAUUCCUCCUCGUCCUCGACGACCCUGGCCGCGAAAACGAGGGCGACCUGAUUAUCGCCGCUCAGGACGUCACUACCGAACAGAUGGGUUGGAUGAUCCGUCAUUCCUCUGGCUACAUCUGCGUGCCCAUGCCCUCCGACCGCGCCGCUGCCCUCGACCUUCCGCCCAUGGUCGCCAACACCCAGGACCCUCGCGGUACCGCCUACACCGUCUCCGUCGACGCCGAACACCCCCUCACCACCACCGGCAUCAGCGCACACGAUCGCGCCCUCUCCUGCCGCACCCUCGCCGACCCAAAGUCCACACCCGCCAACCUGCGCCGUCCGGGCCACGUCCUCCCGCUGCGCUCCGUCUCCGGCGGCGUCCGCGCCCGCAACGGCCACACCGAGGCCGCUACGGAAUUCUGCCGUCUUGCCGGCAAAGAGCCCGUCGCUGCCAUUUGCGAAAUCGUUGAUGAUACCGAGGAAGUGCCCGGCCAGGCCAUUCUGCCCGGCGCCAAGAUGAUGACGGGCGAAGGCUGUAUCCGCUUCGCCCGCAAGUGGAACAUCAAGGUCUGCACCAUUGCCGACCUUAUAACUCACGUCGAAAAGACCGAGGGCAAGCUGCCCAGCAACGGUUCAACCUGA
Beauveria bassiana ARSEF 2860 is the source of this 699-nucleotide messenger RNA. RefSeq names its product 3,4-dihydroxy-2-butanone 4-phosphate synthase. The transcript has 2 exons. Gene Ontology annotation, cellular component: mitochondrial intermembrane space; cytosol. NCBI's taxonomy places the organism in Eukaryota, Fungi, Ascomycota, Sordariomycetes, Hypocreales, Cordycipitaceae. Gene Ontology annotation, biological process: aerobic respiration; riboflavin biosynthetic process. The record is from RefSeq and is a predicted model, not a curated record. Gene Ontology annotation, molecular function: 3,4-dihydroxy-2-butanone-4-phosphate synthase activity. The coding region runs from base 1 to 699 and encodes 232 amino acids.